AUUACACACUUGUUAUUCCCAACAGGGCAGAGGAGGCAGGUGAAGUGGCUUCCAAAAUGAUUGGUGACAUGCUGGUGACGAAGCAGACUGGAGAGAAGGGUGUUCCCUGUAACAAAGUUAUGGUGUGUGAGCGAAAGUUUCCCCGUCGGGAAUUUUACCUGGCCAUCAUGAUGGAGCGAUCUUAUGGUGGACCUGUCAUCAUUGCAUCAGCACAAGGAGGCAUCAACAUUGAGGAAGUGGCUGAAGAGAGCCCAGAAGCAAUCAUCAAAGUCCCCAUCGAUAUUUCUGAAGGAGUUACAGAUGAGAAAGCAGAGAUUCUGGCAAAGCAGCUUGGCUUGGAAUCUCGCCUAGAAGAAACAGUAUCAGUGGUAAAGGCAUUGUAUGCAGCCUUCAUCAGCAAUGAUGCAUCAAUGAUCGAGAUCAAUCCCUAUGCUGAAGACACUUAUGGAAAAAUGUAUGCCCUGGAUGCUAAGAUGCGGUUUGAUGACAAUGCUGAGUUCCGUCAGAAAGAAAUAUUUGAUGAACGUGAUUGGUCACAAGAAGAUGCAAAAGAAGUAGAAGCCUCCAGGUAUAACCUGAACUACAUUGCUCUGGAUGGUAACAUUGGGUGCCUUGUAAAUGGUGCUGGCUUGGCUAUGGCCACCAUGGACAUUAUCAAACUACAUGGGGGCUCACCAGCCAACUUCCUUGAUGUAGGUGGAGGAGCUACAGCAGAGCAGGUCAAGGAGGCUUUCAAGAUCAUUACAGCAGAUCCCAAGGUACAUGCCAUUAUGGUUAACAUCUUUGGAGGUAUCAUGCGCUGUGACGUCAUCGCCCAGGGUGUCAUAGCAGCUGCUGAAGAGCUUUCACUCAGGAUCCCCAUUGUAGUACGCCUCCAGGGAACAAAUGUUGAUGAUGCAAAGGCCCUCAUUGCAAUGUCCAACCUAAGAAUUCUUCCUUGCGACAACCUUGAUGAUGCAGCAAAGAUGGCUGUGAAACUCUCCAACAUCAUCACUCUCGCCAAAGCAGCCAAUGUUGAUGUCAAGUUUGAGUUGCCAGUUUAGAUGGGGCAUGUAAACAAACUAAUGUACAGAGCUAGUAAAACUUGUCAGUUUUUUAUUCUUUAAUUUGUUGCUGACGAAGAAAAGUAGAUUAUAUUGUAACAAAUGUUUUUGUUUAUUUUGUACAGUAAAAAUUACCAUAACAAAAAACUGCUGAAGUGUACAUUUCAGUAUAGCAGGGUUGGCGGUUUAAACCAAAUGGUUUAAACCAACUAAUAAAACAAUUUUUUUUUCUUUUGUGUGUAUCUUUGUUAGUUUCAUCAGUAUUGUGGUUUUAACUAUAUGUAAGAUUUUAAUUAUGUACAACAGGGUUGGCGGUUUAAUCCAGGGGUUUCAAACUCAAAACCCUUGGAGGGCCAAUUCAUACUCUGAAUGUUAUAUGCAUUUGCUCAGUAAGUUUCAGAAAACAAUAAGUUUGAAUAAGUAUUGUACUACAUUUGAAUUUACACAUAAUUUAGCUACCAGUAUUUUUCUGUAUGCAUUGUUGGAAAGGAUUUUUUUUAAACAAUUUAUCUGCUGUUUAA
Molecule: messenger RNA, 1564 nt
Organism: Eriocheir sinensis (Chinese mitten crab)
Lineage: Eukaryota; Metazoa; Arthropoda; Malacostraca; Decapoda; Varunidae
Product: succinate--CoA ligase [ADP-forming] subunit beta, mitochondrial-like
Exons: 7
Coding region: 57-1043 (328 amino acids)
Biological process (GO): succinyl-CoA metabolic process; tricarboxylic acid cycle
Cellular component (GO): succinate-CoA ligase complex; mitochondrion
Molecular function (GO): succinate-CoA ligase (ADP-forming) activity
Source: RefSeq, a predicted model, not a curated record